AUAGCACAUUUUUAACUAUCACCAUUAUUUUAAUUUAGAGAUGGGCACUUAGGAGUUAAAGGAUGUUUGAUCUGCCCUUUAAUGGAUAUCUGUGUCAAAUAUAUGGAAUUAUUUUUGUUAUAAUUGUAAUAGUCUCCAGUGAUUUCAUUUGUCUAUAGUAAAGUCCCAGGAACCUACAGCUAUUUUGGUUUAUGCAGCAUUUAUAAGUCCUUAUAAUAUAGACUACUGAUUUCUUCCCUGUAUCCUGCUCAUUGUUGAAAAGCCAGAGCUAUUUUUAACAUUUACACAAUUUCAAUAGAUGAUUCUUCAUUCCAUGAGGUUUGGUGCUAAAUCUGUGGAGACUUUCAUAAUCAUAUCCUUUUUGUGGUUUGCUUGAAUUUGAUCACAGUGGCUGAUUUCAUGCAUUGAUAAUGAAGGCUUAGGUUGCCUGUUUCUUAGCAUAAAUCCACCUCAGACUUGUACGUUGACAGUGCUUCUGGUUUCAGCAUGCAUGGAGAUAUAGAAUUGAAAUUGCUCUGCUUUCUUUACAAAUGACUCAGAGUGUACUUGUCCUUCCCUAAAAUGUUGCCAGCGUGUAAAGGAUUUUCAAUGAGCAGUGCAAUAAGCCAGCAACUGGGAAGGCUUGGAGCGGCACUGAUAUAACGUGGUGCUGUCACACAGAUAAUCAGGGCUGGAGCCAAGUCUCGGUAGCGCUGUGCAUUACCCUGGUCACAUACUGGAAGUUUUGUUUAUCCAACUUGGUUGCUCUCGACGCUGGUGAGAGCCCUGCCAGGAUGUGGAGUGGACUUCCUAGCAGAGGAACAUACUUAUUUGAGAUAAAUGUGGAACAUUAGCUCUGUUCAAUAUUGUUUACUGUGAAAACAACUCCUGAUUUGGACUAAGAGAACUGUUAAUUAAUAUACAGACCUGGGAGCUCAUCUGAUUACAAAUAUAUGAAAAUCUGUUGAAGAAAACAUAACCUUAGCUUCCUUGGAUGGUUCCCUCUUAACUGAGUGCAUACCUUGGAGGGACUUGGAAAACACAUUCACAGGCAGUACAUGCCACACUACUACCCUUCCUGCUCUUGUGCGCACACCUACCCUGAUGAUGCAGCCUUCACUGGAUAUCAAACCAUUUAUGUCUUUUCCAGUGGACAGUAGUUCUGCUGUUGGGCUCUUUCCAAAUUUUAACACAAUGGAUCCUGUGCAAAAAGCAGUUAUUAACCAUACAUUUGGAGUAUCCAUUCCCCCAAAGAAGAAACAAGUUAUUUCUUGUAAUGUCUGUCAACUUCGCUUUAACUCGGAUAGCCAGGCCGAGGCCCACUACAAAGGAAGUAAACAUGCCAAGAAGGUCAAAGCACUAGAGGCAACGAAAAAUAAACCCAAAAUGGUUUCUUCCAAGGACAGCGCAAAGGCUAAUCCCAGCUGCUCCAUCACUCCAAUCACAGGCAACAACUCUGACAAAUCAGAAGAUAAAGGGAAGUUAAAAGCCAGCAGUUCCAGUCAGCCGUCAAGCUCUGAAAGUGGCUCAUUUCUCCUCAAAUCUGGCACAACACCCCUGCCACCUGGAGCAGCCACUUCUCCCUCCAAGAGCACAAAUGGAGCUCCCGGUACUGUUGUUGAAUCCGAAGAAGAAAAAGCCAAAAAAUUACUUUAUUGUUCGCUAUGCAAAGUGGCUGUGAACUCCCUGUCACAGCUGGAGGCACACAACACAGGAUCUAAACACAAGACCAUGGUUGAAGCUCGUAAUGGGGCUGGUCCAAUUAAAUCCUAUCCUAGACCUGGAUCAAGAUUAAAGAUGCAGAAUGGCAGUAAGGGGUCAGGACUACAGAACAAGACAUUUCAUUGUGAAAUCUGUGAUGUUCAUGUUAAUUCAGAAAUUCAACUCAAACAGCACAUUUCUAGCCGAAGGCAUAAAGAUCGAGUUGCAGGGAAACCACUGAAGCCAAAAUACAGCCCUUACAACAAACUCCAGCGGAGCCCAAGUAUUCUAGCAGCAAAACUUGCAUUCCAGAAAGAUAUGAUGAAGCCUUUGGCCCCAGCCUUCCUGUCCUCACCUCUCGCAGCGGCAGCAGCCGUGUCUUCUGCGCUGUCACUCCCACCCCGGCCCUCCGCCUCGCUCUUCCAAGCUCCAGCCAUUCCUCCAGCUCUUCUGAGGCCUGGACAUGGGCCCAUCCGCGCCACUCCUGCCUCCAUCCUCUUUGCUCCGUACUAACGUCUGCAAACCCCAAGACGUUUGAGGCCAGUAGGAAGUUGAGAAAGAAAGCCACAAGGAUUCAGCAAUUUAAGCAGUUUGUGUUGCUGUACCCCCAUGCACUCACAAAAUGCAGCCCUACCACCCAGCUCCCCAAUUCCAAAGAGAAACAUAUCACUAGAUUCACGAGGGCUUUUAGAGACCGCUCCUAUAAUUUAGUAAUCUGAGCAGCAUAGGCUUUAUCUCCCUAUUUCCUCCCCGCCACCCCUCCCUCACCACCUCAUUCAAUUUGUGUAUCUCAGAUAUUUGAUUUCUUGAACAUGUAUUGGUAAGAAAGAAAAAGAAAGAAAAUCAUUCUUUAUUUUUCCAUGGGUAUGAUCUGGCUUAAAACAAUAUGGAAUAUUUUCCUGACAGACUUGAAAACUAGGAUCUUCCUCAGAUGUCUGUAAAUAACUCUGGUAUCCAACUGAGUGUAUUCUAGUGUGGAACAAAAAUCAAUGAACACAAGUGCUUACUUGUGGAUACCAUCUUACCAACGGAUCACAAAGUUCUCUUUUUGGUGUACUGUUGUUGACAGGGAUUGUGUACUGUUUCGACCCAAGUACUGUUGUAUCCUGUGUAGUACUAGAUCUGUAUCUCUUGUCUGAAUUAAACAUUUUUAGUUGCUGUGUAAAUGUUAGGAAGCAAAGUAGCUUUGAAUUUUCUCUUUAAGAGAACAAAAGAUAAAGUAAUGUAUUUUCUUUAUUUCACAUUUUAUUUGGAGAUAUUUAAAUGAAAUAGAAAGCCAUAUAACAUAGCUAUAAUUACUACCUGUUUGCUAUUUUUGUUUAACUUAUUUUGUAGCUUCCUCACUGGUUUGUGUUGCUAAGCAAACGUAUACAAACAGAAAAAGAGCUUCCUAAAUUGCACAUUUUUGCACCUCUUGUGCAUUCUGCAAGAAGACAAUGAAUCCAUGUAUUUCUAUAUAAGUAUCUUCUUCAUUUUUAACCUGUUUUCAUUUGUAUUGAUGCUACAUAAUUUUGUGGCUCCCUAAUGCAAUAAUGUACAGAAGAUAAAAAAUUUAUAAUUGAACAAUUUGUCUUUCUGUUCACUGAAUAUAUUGCAGGUCAUGCUCCCAUGCCCCCCUUUCUAAACCGAUAUCAACUAGACUGGAAUGUUUGUGAUAUCAGGGGCAAGAGUUAUCAUAAAACAACAAAAUAGAGUGAACUCUUUUAGAGCAUCUAUAUCUGCAACCUGUAAAUGGUAAAAUGUCUGUGUAUUUUUUUAAAUGUACCUUUUCAAUAAAAGUACAAAAAA
Molecule: messenger RNA, 3468 nt
Organism: Rhinopithecus roxellana (golden snub-nosed monkey)
Lineage: Eukaryota; Metazoa; Chordata; Mammalia; Primates; Cercopithecidae
Gene: ZNF385B
Product: zinc finger protein 385B
Exons: 9
Coding region: 1084-2193 (369 amino acids)
Cellular component (GO): nucleus
Molecular function (GO): nucleic acid binding; zinc ion binding
Source: RefSeq, a predicted model, not a curated record